AUGGGAAACGAAAAUGCAACUACAUAUAAACGUAACUUAUAUGAUCCUAAAACAAAUACAAAAAUGAACACUUUAAACGACAACCGAUAUGGUAAUAUAAAUAUUAUUAAAAAUAAUUUGACAUCUUAAACAUAUGCCGAAAUGACCAAAACCUUAAAUGAUGAAUAAUAAUGGGCAAGUCGUGUAAAUGAAUUGAAAUUCCGUUAACAACUUGAUCAUGAAAAUUUAGUAAAAUUAAUAAAUUUCAAUUCUGAAAAAAAAGACGAAUUUUGUUCUACAUUUUUCAAAUUAGGUGUAUUAUAUGAAUAUUUUUCCAAUGAUCUAAAGCAAGAACUUUCUGAAAGAAAAUAAUUCAAUUUACAUUACUAAGAAUCUGAAUUAUGGUAUAUUCUAAAUUCCUUAAUAAGUGUAGCUUCUUAUUUAAAAUCCAAAGAUGCGACACAUAGCGACAUAAGACCCUUUAACGUCCUUUUAGAUAAUAAUAGAUAAAUAAAAUUAGGUGAAGUAUACCUAAAUACACAACCAUUUUCCUCAUAUACUCAAUUAUUAUCCGGAAUGACCCAAGAUUAUUACGUUUCUCCUUAAUUAAUGAACGGAUUAAAAGAAUUUAAGGAUAUCCCUCUCUAUGAUAGAUCAAAAAAUGAAGUUUUUUAAAUAGGAAUGACUCUUCUAGAAGCUGCCACUUUAGAAAAUGUAAGUAACACAUGUUAUGAUAGGGAAAACUUUAUUGUAAAAAAUGAACGAAUCCGUCUAUUAUUGCAAUAAGUAAAAAAUCAACAUUCUAGUCUAUUAGCUGAUACAUUAGAAAAAAUGUUAUUAGAAAACGAAAUGUAAAGAAGCACUUUCGAAGAUGUUUUAAGUGUAACAAAAAACGUAAGAAUAGCAAACUCAUUAUCAACUGUAGAAAUUAAAUAAAUAAUUUCUCCCUAAAUGAAAAGCUAGUUGCCUUAAGUUUCUCCAAAAUAAGUACCUUUAGAUAGCUAUGUAACUUAUUAGCCUUUAGAAUCGAAAAUAAACUAUGUUCCUAUGGAUAAUAAAGUUACAUACGUUAGUGUGGACAAUUAUAAACCUUUAGAAACCCCUAAUGUAGUAUAUUAACUUAUAGGAACUCCUAACAUAGUCUAUUAGACUAAUUAACCUCAAAAUAUAACAUAUCAACCUAUCGAAAAUACUAAUUUAGAUAAUAGAACAAUAAAUAAUUACAAAGUUUAGCCUGCAAGUUAUGCUUACGAAGUUCAAUAACCUCCAGUUUAAGUAAAUUCAUAUGAAAAUGAUGAUUUGAAUGCUAGAAUUUAAGCCGUUUUGGCUAUGAGUAAAGAAACCGUAAAUAAAUAUGGCAAUAAUAACUAGAACUUUCUUAAAUGA
Molecule: messenger RNA, 1365 nt
Organism: Ichthyophthirius multifiliis
Lineage: Eukaryota; Ciliophora; Oligohymenophorea; Hymenostomatida
Product: protein kinase domain protein
Exons: 2
Biological process (GO): protein phosphorylation
Molecular function (GO): ATP binding; protein kinase activity
Source: RefSeq, a predicted model, not a curated record